GGGGGCGGGGCGCGCGUAUCUGCGCCGCGGCCGCGUGACGCGUUUUCAAAUCUUCAACCGCUUCAAUACGCUGGUCUGCGUUUUUCCCUUUCCUCCUCCGCGCCCGAGAGCCGGAGCGACCCCGGAAACCGGCGGGCAGACGCGGCCUUUCUGCUGCGUGGGUGUGGAAGUCCGCGGAAGGUGACGAGCGACUGGCCUGCCAACGGGCCUCGAAGGGCCGUGUUUCCGCGGCCGCCCGGUGCGAUUCCGUCUUCGGACCCAGCAUGUAGGUGCCGGGCGGCUGCCAUGAACUCCGGAGCCAUGAGGAUCCACAGCAAAGGACAUUUCCAGGGUAUGAAGCCCCUGCUCCGCCUGCAGCCCCUUUAAUCCUGACCUCCCCUGCUGGUUCCAUCAUUGAGUCUUCACUUCUCCCUCCCGGUGGAAUCCAAGUCAAAAAUGAAAAAAAUAGACCGUCUUUGAAAUCCAUGAAAACUGAUAACAAACCAGAAAAAUCCAAAUAUAAGCCGCUUUGGGGAAAAGUAUUUUACAUUGAUUUACCUUCUUCUGUCACCGUAUCUGAAAAACUGCAAAAGGACAUUAAGGAUCUUGGAGGGCGAGUUGAAGAAUUUCUCAGCAAAGAUAUCAGUUAUCUUAUUUCAAAUAAAAAGGAAGCUAAAUUUGCACAGACUUUGGGACGAAUUUCUCCUGUACCAAGUCCAGAAUCUGCAUAUACUGCAGAAACUACUUCUCAUCCCAGCCAUGAUGGAAGUUCAUUUAAGUCUCCAGAUUCAGUAUGUUUGAGCAGAGGAAAAUUACUAGUUGAAAAAGCUAUCAAGGACCAUGAUUUUAUUCCUUCAAAUAGUAUAUUGUCAAAUGCCUUAUCAUGGGGAGUGAAAAUUCUUCAUAUUGAUGACAUAAGAUACUACAUUGAACAAAAGAAAAAAGAGUUGUAUUUACUCAAGAAAUCAAGUACUUCUGUAAGAGAUACCGGAAAAAGAGGUAUUGGCACACAGAGAGCAAGAACAGGUAGACUCAAAAAGCCUUUUGUAAAGGUGGAAGAUGUGAGCCAACUUUAUAGGCCAUUUUAUCUUCAGCUGACCAAUAUGCCUUUUAUAAAUUAUUCUAUUCAGAAGCCCUGCAGUCCCUUUGAUGUAGAUAAGCCAUCCAGCAUCCAAAAGCAAACUCAGGUUAAACCAAGAAUCUGGACAGAUGGCGAUAAAUGUGGUGGAAUCCCAGUUCAACUCCAGCUGAAAGAAAAGAAAAAAAAAGGAUAUUGUGAAUGCUGUCUGCAGAAAUAUGAUGAUCUUGAAACUCAUCUUCUAAGUGAGCAACACAAAAACUUUGCACAGAGUAAUCACUAUCAAGUUGUUGAUGAUAUAGUAUCUAAGUUAAUUUUUGACUUCGUGGAAUAUGAAAGGGACAUGCCUAAAAAGAAAAGAAUAAAAUACAGUAUUGGAUCCCUUUCUCCUAUUACUACAAAUGUCCUGGAAAAGUCUGAACCAAAAGAAAAGCUAGAAUUGCAAUGUAUUUCUCAGAAAGACUUCAGGGAAAAUAAUGUACAGGUGAUCGAGCAGAAUUUCCUGUAUAAAGAAACCCAGGAACCUGAACAAAAGAUUGUGUUUAUUUCAGAAUGCAUCCCCUACCCUUCAAGUGAAUUAAGAGAACUUGAUGAGAAAACAGCUAAUAUGUGUUCCAUGUUAAAUCCAGCUGAAAAUGACUUAAAACAAAAUUUUACACAUCUGCCUCCAUCUAAAAAUAAACAGGGAUGCAUUCUUAUUGAUGUUUCUGAACAUAAAUUAAUUAUAAGUGAAAAUGACUUAAAACUAAGGGUAGAUCACUAUCCAUGUAGACAACAGACAUCUAUACAAGUUUCUGAUUUUAAUAUGGAUAAUAAUGCAUCUCAACCAAAACAAAAGUCAGAUACUAUACUUUUUCCAGCAAAGGAUCUGAAAGAAAUAGAUCUUCAUUCAAUAUUUGGUUGUGAUUCUGGUCUAUUAGCAAUAAACAAUUCACCAGAGCACCUAACCAUUCAGUCAAAGACUCCAUCCCAUAGUCCUCCUGAGAAUCCCAAUGAAUGUGACAUCAAGAAUAUGGAUUGUUUACCUUCUGGUAAAAUUCAUCGGAAAGUGAAAAUAUUAUUAAGAAGAAAUAAAAAAGAAAAUCUGGAACCAAAUGUGGAAUUAGAUAAAAGAACUGAAUUUCUUAUUACCCAAGAAGAAAACAGAAUUUGUAGUUCACCAGUACAAUCUCUACUGGACUUAUUUCAGACUAGUGAAGAGAAGUCAGAAUUUUUGGGUUUCACAAGCUACCCCGAAAACAGUGGUGUAUGUGAUGUUUUAGAUAUUUGGGAAGAAGAAAAUUCAAAUAAUCUGUUGUCAGCGUUUAUCUCUUCUCCUUCAACUUCUACAUUUACUGGCUUUUAGAGUUUUUAGAAAUACCUUUCAGAAAUGAUGAAGAUGAUAAUUCUUGAAAUUUUCACGUGUAUAAAAAUUCUUAAAGUUUUUUUUUUUGCCAACUUUGUUUACAGAACCAAAUGUAAAUAUUAACAAUAAAGGUGAUGUUUGCAUUUUUCUACAGAACUGAAUACUUAUCAGAAAAUUGUAGAAUAAAUUUGUGACUCAUUUUA
Molecule: messenger RNA, 2605 nt
Organism: Manis javanica (Malayan pangolin)
Lineage: Eukaryota; Metazoa; Chordata; Mammalia; Pholidota; Manidae
Gene: DBF4
Product: DBF4-CDC7 kinase regulatory subunit
Biological process (GO): positive regulation of nuclear cell cycle DNA replication; regulation of cell cycle phase transition
Cellular component (GO): Dbf4-dependent protein kinase complex
Molecular function (GO): nucleic acid binding; protein serine/threonine kinase activator activity; zinc ion binding
Source: RefSeq, a predicted model, not a curated record